Andrographis paniculata is the source of this 1856-nucleotide messenger RNA. RefSeq names its product 2-oxoglutarate and iron-dependent oxygenase domain-containing protein CP2. The transcript is spliced from 9 exons. The record is from RefSeq and is a predicted model, not a curated record. Gene Ontology annotation, molecular function: oxidoreductase activity, acting on paired donors, with incorporation or reduction of molecular oxygen; iron ion binding; L-ascorbic acid binding. NCBI's taxonomy places the organism in Eukaryota, Viridiplantae, Streptophyta, Magnoliopsida, Lamiales, Acanthaceae. Bases 250 to 1425 code for a protein of 391 amino acids.
AACUUCUAAUGAAUGAUGAUGCAGGCUCAGCAGAGCAGACCUCAGCAGCUUGAGAACGAAUCGUCGCCGUCCUCCGACGAUCUCUGUCUCUGAGAAAUUAAUUUUCAUCCUACGCUCGCCACCACAAGAUCCUUGUACGGCCCAUACAAACCCUAGCAGUCCUCUCCCCGGCCGCUGCCUUGCCUUCACCGGAUCCCUGUUCUCCCUCAUUAAAAUAAACAUAACACCUUACUUCUCGAAGUCUCUUCCAUGUCUCUCGACGGGGCGCAUGGAUCAGGAGGCCAACCUCACGCUCAUGGAAACGGGACUAUCUAUGCCUCCGGGCAACAAAACGGCGCCGUCGCCUCCCCGCCCCCGCCGACUUACUUGACGCACAGGUUAAGACUGAACCCCAAUUCAGAUCACAAACCCGAUACUUAUGAGGAUUUGGAGCUGGACUUCAGCCCCUUGGUCUUCAGCUCUUUGGAGAGAUAUCUUCCGCCAAAUCUUCUCCCCCAGCCGCGCGAUGUCAAGGUCAAUUACAUGCGAGAGAUUCUUCUUCGGUACUACCCCGAAAGCGAGCGCGUUAGGCUUCAGAAACACAGGGAAUACAGACAAAAGAUUAUAUCCAACUAUCAGCGCCUGCACCGGGAACUUUAUACCAUGCAUGCCUCAAACUUUUUUGUCCCAUCAUUCCUCAAGGCAAUCAAUGAGAAUACAGAACAAGCUUUCAGAAACAUAAUGUCUGAACCCUCCCCAGGAAUCUUUACAUUUGAAAUGCUGCAGCCACGGUUUUGUGAAAUGUUACUGGCUGAGGUAGAAAAUUUUGAAAAAUGGGUUCAUGAGACAAAGUUCAGAAUCAUGAGACCUAAUACAAUGAAUAAAUACGGUGCUGUUCUUGAUGAUUUCGGCCUUGAAACUAUGCUUGAUAAGCUUAUGGAAGAUUUCAUACGGCCAAUAUCAAAAGUUUUCUUUCCAGAGGUUGGUGGGUCCACACUUGAUGCUCAUCAUGGCUUCGUCCUUGAGUAUGGGAUGGAUAGAGAUGUUGACCUUGGUUUCCAUGUGGAUGAUGCAGAAGUCACCUUGAAUGUCUGCUUGGGUAAACAGUUUUCUGGUGGUGAACUAUUUUUUCGCGGUGUGCGGUGUGAAAAACAUGUAAAUACAGAAACUCAGGCAGGGGAAAUCUUUGACUAUUCACAUGUCCCUGGGCAUGCUGUUCUUCAUCGUGGUCGCCAUAGGCACGGAGCUAGAGCCACAACAUCUGGGAAUAGGAUUAACUUCUUGUUGUGGUGUAGAAGUUCUGUUUUUAGAGAGCUGAGGAAAUAUCAGAAAGAUUUUUCUAGCUGGUGCAAGGAGUGCCAAUGUGAGAGGAAGGAAAGACAGCGCCAGUCUGUUGCUGCUACCAAACUGGAAUUUCUGAGGAGAGAAGGAAAAGCUGCAAGUUGAGUUCAUAUCAUGUGCACUUUUUCGUUGUUGUUGGAUUGCAUGCCAACCAAACGCAAGUGCAACAUGCCUGCAUCUGCUGAGCCGAAUGAGAUAGGAGCGAGCUGGUGAUGGUUAAACUUCAUUAAUUGAUUAUUCGCGAGUUUCCAUCUGAUUGCUGCUGCUGCUACCUGCAUUGAGGGGUCAGUAUGCUUCUGGAUGGAUCCUUUAGCUUUAAACCUUCCUUCCCUACAAACUAACAUGUUGAUGCUGUGUAAGAGAGAAAUUCCAGUGACGUUCACAACAUCCCUUGAUGACAGAAUAUGGAUGGGAAGUCGGCUGUAUUGUAUUGUCUCUAAUUAAUUCUCUCGACCUUAGUUUCGUCUUGUAUAUGGAUAUGGAUUUGGAUUUGUAUUUGCAUUUGCAUUUGCAUACUAGGAUCUGAGUUUCAUUUA